Messenger RNA from Pochonia chlamydosporia 170, 1071 nucleotides. Its product is annotated as alpha-L-fucosidase. Lineage: Eukaryota; Fungi; Ascomycota; Sordariomycetes; Hypocreales; Clavicipitaceae. The transcript has a single exon. Bases 1 to 1071 code for a protein of 356 amino acids. The record is from RefSeq and is a predicted model, not a curated record.
AUGGAACCAAAUCGGAUCUGGCACCACCCAGAGGUUGUAAUACACAGCAACUGGACAGCUCCGCGCGAACGAAGUAUUGCCAAGGGAUAUGACGUAGCCAACCGCCGAUGGUACGCUCUUAAAGUUGAAGCAGAAAUCAAAGACCGUGCAUGGCUGGCAUCAACUCUCACGACGUAUAUUACAAAGCACUACAGUGAAUAUGGAGAACCGCCGCCUUGGAAUACAAUCCACUUAAAUGCGCAGCGCAAUCUCGUCAGUUUUCAACGCAGACCAUAUGAAGAAAUCAGCUGGUCACUCCAAAACUCCUUUCAGUAUGUCUACCAGCGAGAUCACAAAAUGCGAACGAUGCCCUUCAGCGAUCUCAGAGAUUUGACGUACAUCAAUCGAUCAACAGACCGAUGCACCUGGGACAACCGAGACUGCGUCUUCAAGCGAAUUGAUUUCGAUUUUGAUGUCGAGGGAGUUCAGAAUGAAAUCCAGAUACAUGAGACUCUCUCCCGCUAUAUAACUAAGCACUUCUUUCCGACGUAUCACUAUUUUAGGAUAAUAGCCAGUGAACAAAUCGAGGAUUACAUGGGCAGGCACUUCUGCCUCGUUCCCAUCCUCGCCGUUGUCACCGCUACCGAACAGCCCUGGAAAGAUGGGUGUGUUGCAGGCAUUUUAAUGCCGUAUGUUGGCGAGGACUUGGAGACCUUGGUCCAGAAGGACAAAGCCGGCCUUCCGCUCAGCAUUGGCCAUCUUCUCGCCUUCGUUCGCGCUGUUCAAGAGCUUGCAAAAUCUGGUGUGCAACACGGCGAAAUUACCUAUUGGCACACAUUGUUUCAGCCGCCAGGACAGUGUUGUCGCCCAGGUAGGCUGAUGCUCACCAACAAUGGCUCUUUAGCCCCAGAGCACUACGAUGAUUCAAGGGCCCUGGGAGAGUUGUUGCUUUGGUGUCUCCAGAAUGCGCCGGGAUUAAGGAAGAACAGAGGGACCAAGGCAUUAGUGGUCGCAGCAGCAAGUGCCCUCUUCAACGGAAACUUUGAAGACGCAAUUAAAUGCUUGUCGCUGAAGAAUGAAAUGGUGUGGUAA